Protopterus annectens (West African lungfish) is the source of this 1317-nucleotide messenger RNA. Its product is annotated as C-X-C chemokine receptor type 2-like. Gene Ontology annotation, biological process: G protein-coupled receptor signaling pathway; immune response; neutrophil chemotaxis. Gene Ontology annotation, cellular component: membrane. The record is from RefSeq and is a predicted model, not a curated record. The coding region runs from base 235 to 1317 and encodes 360 amino acids. Gene Ontology annotation, molecular function: C-X-C chemokine receptor activity. The transcript has 3 exons. Lineage: Eukaryota; Metazoa; Chordata; Ceratodontiformes; Protopteridae.
CUGUGAAGCCAUUGUUAUCCUAUAGGAAGAGGACAUUCCAGGUGCACUUUUGACUAUCUGCACCUCAUUUCCAUGUACACAUUUGGAAGUAAAAUACUUUCACCUGGCUAUCACUGCACCUGCUGUCUGCUGUAACAGAUGUCUUUGUAGGACAUAGUACAGAGCUCAUAGACAGUGCAUGGUGGGUUCACUAUCAGUGUUCAUAUGAUUGAAGAUUCAUGAAAAAUUCUCCACAUGUCUAUCCAACUAAAUGGAGACGCAUUUCAAGACUUGUUUGACAAUUACAAUUACAGCUAUAACUACAAUGAAACAGACCUGGAGAACAUUUUUUCUGAGACUGCACCCUGUAUGAAGGCAUGGAGUUUGAACAAAUACAGCGUGGCAGUGGUUUAUUCAGUUGUUGUCAUGCUCAGUGUGGCUGGAAACUCCAUGGUGGUAUUGGUUAUCUGCUAUGACAAAGUCCAUAGAUCAUCCACUGACAUAUACCUCUUAAAUCUGGCUAUAGCUGAUCUUCUGAUUGCCAUCACCCUUCCUUUCUGGGCUGCCUAUAUUGUCAGCCAGUGGAUAUUUGGAGAAUUCAUGUGUAAGGCAACCUCUGUUUUACAAGAGGUAAACUUCUACAGUGGAAUCCUUCUACUGGCCUGUAUUAGUGUUGAUCGAUAUCUUGCCAUUGUUCGAGCUACUGAGACUGUUGUUCAAAAGCGUCAUUUAGUCAAGUUUGUCUGCAUAGGUGUCUGGGUCUUUGCAAUUCUUCUGUCAUUGCCUAUACUCCUUUACAGGUCAGUUUUUAACUCUGCCCAUGGUGGCAGCCUUGUAUGCUAUGAACUCCUGGAUGCAUCAAAAACAGAGCGGUGGAGGAUAAUCACACGUUUUCUGCGGCACAUUAUUGGAUUUUUCAUCCCUCUCAUCAUCAUGAUUUUUUGCUAUGGGUUUACCUUGAAUACCCUCCUUGAAAUGAAAGGCAAACAAAAACAGAGAGCCAUGAGGGUAAUUUUUGCAGUAGUCUUGUCCUUUCUUAUCUGCUGGCUACCAUUCAACAUCACCGUCUUCAUUGAUACAUUGAUGAGAACCAAGGCCAUAAACGAGACCUGUAAUCUGAGGGCACAGAUUGACACUGCUCUACCUGUGACACAAAUGCUUGGCUUCUCACACAGCUGCAUCAACCCUAUCUUGUAUGCCUUCAUUGGACAGAAAUUCAGACAUAGUUUCCUAAAGAUCCUGACUACUCAUGGUGUUAUUAGCAAGGACAUUCUCAUCAAACGUGGUAGAAGUCCUUCUUCUAUGUCCACUUCUGGAAAUACAUCUACAACUUUAUAA